Messenger RNA from Ostrea edulis (European flat oyster), 738 nucleotides. RefSeq lists its product as uncharacterized. The transcript has a single exon. Gene Ontology annotation, biological process: DNA integration. The record is from RefSeq and is a predicted model, not a curated record. Gene Ontology annotation, molecular function: nucleic acid binding. Lineage: Eukaryota; Metazoa; Mollusca; Bivalvia; Ostreida; Ostreidae. Bases 1 to 738 code for a protein of 245 amino acids.
AUGUGUGACAUCAAGGCUUUUGAUCUCCUAUCUGUGAGCAAGCAAAAACAAACAGAAAUCGCAAAAUACACUAAAGCGGAACUAGAGGCAUUGUAUCAGAUAAUUGUUGAUGGUUGGCCUGACACCAGAGACCAAGCACCUGUCAGCACACACAGUUUCUGGAACUCACGAGACGAGUUAUCUGUUAUGGACGGUAUCAUUUUCAAAGGAAUGAGGAUCGUCUUUCCACCAAGUCUUAGACCGCACAUGCUUGAACUUAUUCAUCAAUCUCACUUGGGGAUAGUCAAGUGUAAACAGAGAGCUCGUGAAGUCGCUUACUGGCCCGGUAUGAAUUCCCAGAUCGAGGAAACCGUGUGCAAUUGCUCAAAAUGUGCAACCUUUCAGAACAAACAAACCCCAGAACCUCUUAAGCCAUCACCAGUACCAGAUCCACCAUACCAAGUAGUAGGAUGUGAUCUGUUUGACUUUCAGUCCAAAAAGUACCUCAUCUUAGUGGACUACUUUUCACACUAUGUUGAUGUAGUUGAGGUGAAAUCUCCGUCAACCACCUCAAUGCUGGAAGCUAUGAAGUCAGUGUUUGCUUGUCAUGGAAUACCUAGACAACUACGGUCAGAUAAUGGACCUCAGUUCACGUCAAUUUGUCGAGUGUACGACAUUGAACAUAAUACAUCAAGCCCAAACUUCCAGAGCUCCAAUGGGGAAGCUGAACGAGCCGUUCAGACAGUUAAACGUCUUUGA